AUCUCCCAGUCACUUCUCCGAGUCUGUGCGGUGACCAGUGUACGUGGAAAUAGUUGUUGUUGCGCGCGCGAUCUCACCGGCGCGACGCGGCCAGGAUCAAUCGGCGCGUAAACGUCAAACGUCACCGUCGUAGUACGAUCGCGCGCGCGCGAGCGCGUCGAUCCGAUCGUAGGCUCGGUGAUGACACGGAUCGCGACCCGCGAGAAUGGAAAGGGCUGACAGGAUUAUGGAAACACGGAUCUAAUCAGACGGAAUUAUGGCGUUGACUGUCGUUCCCUCGACCCGCGUUUUUAAUGGAAACGUGGGAACGCAGGCGUACGUUUCCGGUUCGACGGGCUCGAAGUGCCUUUGCUGCCCUUAUGGAUAUCAUAUUGAUCUAGAUUUUGUACGCUAUUGUGAAGCUGUCGCGGCCGGAAGCACCAGUGAUAGACUUAGCACGGAAAGACGCAAGAAACGAGAACGUCGUAGACAAUGUCAGUCAAUGGAGGUUCUUCUGGGCCUGGUGAGUCCAGCGCUGGCGGGGAUAGAGGCCGAAUUGUCAAAAAUACCGCGAGAAUGCACGACUGCGAACGGCGUUGCUGCUUUAAUCAAACCGAAUUACACCAACCCACUGAGGCAACAAAAAGAUUCGCGUCCCGUCCCGGUUAUGGACCUCAGCGACGUCGUGGGCGACUUCGAGGCGACCCUCAAACGAUCCUCUAGGUCAUCGAAGGUCUCCGAGCAUCGAUUUCCCGUGGAGAUUGAUGGUAUAAAUGAAACUGCAUCAGUGCAAAAUGCAGCUCAAUUGGCGGAUUCCGAUAAUGCCAGUGUCGGAAGUGGCAACUCGAACCUUAGUACUGGUGCUCUUCAGAACAUCAGGGAACAAAUGGCGGCAUCGCUGGAAAGGAUGAAGGAGCUGGAGGAACAGGUCAAGGCGAUUCCCAUGCUGCAGGUGCAAGUGUCAGUGUUGAAAGAAGAGAAACGUAAUCUUCUGCGACAAGUGGACGAGCUGAGCAAAACGAAUUCUUGCAACAACGACAUCCUGCAUAGGCAUCGUAGCCAAUCGUUCUCGGAACAACGUGCCACCGCUCUGCGAAACUUGAAGAACACAGGAACUGUAUCCACCAGGGACAUGGGAACCAUGUGCGGCGUCAUGACGAGAGACAUCGGGGUGUCGCAUCAACAGGUUAGAACAAGAGAUGUUGGCAUGAUAACAAGCACGCCAAUAAAACCGUCUCUACAGAAGAGCCGACUGCGAAUCGAGGAAAUUAUGCCUGAGAUGCAAGACGAAAGCACCGUGUUGAAGGACGAAACGCCGUCGAAUCUAACGAAUCUCUGCGAUUCCCGUAAUUGGAAGUCCAAUCUGGCUCGCAGUCAGUUGAUGCUGGAGGAGAUCCUACCGGAAGUCCGGAAACAGCAUCUGAUGAGGGCUCCCCUUUACGUGGAAUCGACACCGUUUAACGAGAACGACCGCAAAACCGCGAAGAAAACGCGCGACUUUGGCAUCAACACGGAGAACAGAUCCAAGGUUCUCCAAUGCAGCCACUUCUUGAUCGAGGACAUCCCGCCGGAAGCGAGGAAAGAAACGAGGAAACGUUCUUGCGGCACCACGACAAGCUUAAAUAUGAAGGACGUCCUGACAAGCGAGGAUACCAAACUGCUCGUGGAGAACGCUUUACGAAAUUACAGAAAUAACUUGGUAAAGAAGACUUUCUCCAAGAGCGUUCAAUGUACCCCGGAAACACCGAAGGUCGAGAAGCGAGAUCGCGCGGUCCAAGUGGCCGAAUUAUUUAUGAUGCGUUCACACGUAAGCGUGACAGCCAAACCCUCCGUGGCGGACGUCGGGGUUGAGGUCAAGCUGGAUCCCUCCACCAAGAGCGUGUGCAUCGGACCGGAUGCGGUGGCGCAGCCCCCGGUGUCCUUGAGCUUGAUGAACUCGAGGAGUCACUCGUUCAACUACGGCGACUCGAGGACGAAAAGCAAGAGAACCAGCGGUAAAUCGGUGGCGGUGAUGGUGGACGACCUGGUGAGGACUGUCACUCGAAGCACUGAUACCUUCGGCCUCGCGCCGAAGUGCCGAGAUUUCAGUACCUCGACGACGAGGAAGAAGUUCGUCGACGUGUCGGUCGGCGACUCCGUCAGGCCGCACAUCUCGAUCUCCUGCGCGGCUAAUUAUUGCGAUAAUUGCAAGGAGACGAUUAAGAGUCUGGCGAAGCAGAUCGCGAACAACGCGGAGAACAGUCUGAAUCAUCAGAAUAGUAAUAUGGUGUCCAGGAUUCCGAGACCGUCUCACAUCUCCUUGAACACCUCCGGUGAUCAAAGGAGACAGUUCAAGCGUCAGGAUACGUACACGAAGAUACCGGUCCCUGGGAUGAUGAGAUACGACGCAGACAACAAGGAACAAUACGACAGUAGCGAUCGCAUUCAGCAAUUACAAAUUGAGAAGAGCAAGCAUGAGAAAAUCUCAUCAGACGAGAUGUGCAGUGUGGAGAAGGAGGUGGAUAACGAAGAGAAGUCCGAGCUGUCGGACUCGACCUUGUUUCAACCGAUCCAGGAUAAGCCUAGGAAGAAGGUCGAGCCCACGAAGGAGAUGCAAGCUGCCAUGAAGGUGCUGAACGACAGCAUCAAAAAAUCGCCCAGCAGGAACAUCUCUCAUCAGCUGAAGAACGCCACUAAUAUCAUACAGCAGGAAUGGUUCAAGAUAUCCAGUACAUCUAGUGCGAAUCCAUUAGACGUCGAGGAUUAUCUGGACAGGUUCGAAGAGUGCUCCGGUACUCUGCUAGAGUACAUCGUCAACAUGACAGAUACCAGCGGCAACACGGCGAUGCAUUAUGCGGUUUCGCACGGCAACUUCGACGUGGUGUCUAUACUACUGGACUCGAAGGUCUGCGACAUUAACAAGGCGAACGUCGCUGGUUAUACAGCUGUGAUGCUGGCCGCUUUGGCAGAAGUCAGGAAUUCCACCCACGCCUCCGUGGCGAAUAGAUUGUUCCAGCUUGCCGAUGUCAACAUUCGCGCAAAACUGCACGGACAAACCGCGCUGAUGCUGGCGGUGUCGCACGGACGCAAAGACAUGACGCAGCUGCUGCUGGAUGCUGGAGCGGCUGUUAACAUCCAGGACGAAGACGGUAGCACUGCCCUGAUGUGCGCGGCUGAGCACGGCCACACCGACAUCGUGAGGCUGCUCCUGGCGCAUCCGGAUUGCGAUCCGUCUAUCGUCGACGUCGACGGCAGUUCGGCCCUGAAAAUCGCCCUCGAGGCGGGUAACCGGGACAUCGGAGUGUUGCUUUACGCUCACGAACACGUCAAUCGAGGCACCAGCCCGUACUCGACCUUGAGGCGAAGCAGAAGAGGUUCCAAGCCGACGACGCCCACCGGACCGUCCCCGUCAGCUCCGGCUAGUCCGGCACCGUCGCGGCGCCUUCAUUCGUCCAACGUUUCUUUGAACACAUCGAAGUAUUCUAAAUAAUUCAAUCGGUAAUUCACACACCCACCCUCCAUCCAUCAUGAGCUUUCUCUUCGCGCACGGUUUUGACACGUAAUAGUCAUAGGAUUUAAUAGGAUAGGCGAAUUGCAGUAUAAACAGGACUUUGCAUUUAAAUAUAAUUCUUUCGUUCAUAUAUAAUUUUUAUAUAUUCCUAU
Molecule: messenger RNA, 3621 nt
Organism: Nylanderia fulva
Lineage: Eukaryota; Metazoa; Arthropoda; Insecta; Hymenoptera; Formicidae
Gene: Kank
Product: KN motif and ankyrin repeat domain-containing protein 2 kank
Biological process (GO): negative regulation of actin filament polymerization
Cellular component (GO): cytoplasm; cytoskeleton
Molecular function (GO): protein binding
Source: RefSeq, a predicted model, not a curated record